AUGUAUUCCGGCGCCGGCCUGGCACCCGUUCAAGGUGGGCCGGCCACUUUCGGUACCGAAGGAGGAGAAGUGGGCAUAGCUGGUUCGACAAGCCACGACGUCGGCUACCCACAGGGCGCACCAGCUCUGGCCGGCCUUCCGGCCAAUCCGAGCCGCCAGACUCAUCCUCCAGACCCAUACAGCUAUGGCCAACAGUCUGUUUCAGCCUACCGCAAACAGGCCUACAAUCCACAGCCUGGGCGAUUGCAAUACCCACCGGCCGGAGACGAUGGCCACUUUCAGUCGGCCGACUUUGUAGCCGCCUCCUACCGCCCAGCACUGCACUCUCAGCCUAUCUUUCUGCCAACUGGCUCGUCGCAUAGGCCUGGCUCGGAAUUUUCCGCCUAUCCACCAUCGCCCUUAACGACAACGGCUUCAAUCUAUCCACGCGAACCCUCAGGAAUGGUGGAAAGCAGAGUCAUGAGGACCCCGGGGGCCUCAGCCUCAACCGCCUCCGCAGACAAGCCGGAUUUAUCACAUCUCACAGACGAGGAACGCAGAAUUAUCGAAAGAGUUAUCAGCCGACAAAAAGAGGAGGAACAGAAGAAUGCGCAUACAUUUGGGUGA
Messenger RNA from Protopolystoma xenopodis, 606 nucleotides. The record is from the annotation of a GenBank genome assembly. Lineage: Eukaryota; Metazoa; Platyhelminthes; Monogenea; Polystomatidea; Polystomatidae.